This is a messenger RNA of Acanthosepion pharaonis, 1098 nucleotides long. The record is from the annotation of a GenBank genome assembly. Lineage: Eukaryota; Metazoa; Mollusca; Cephalopoda; Sepiida; Sepiidae.
AUGGCGUUAAAUCCGAUUGUCAUAAGUCCAGACAAAAAUAAGGCCAAGAUCCAUCAGAACCAACCUUACGAUGAGUCUCUGGAAGUACCUGAUGCAGAAGAAGUGGCCAGUACUUAUUCACCUACACCUCGGUCACACAAUCCAUUAAGUCGAAUGCCUGCAAAUCAUAUUGCAAACCAUGGUAGCAGUCCACAUGAGUCUCGACUGACUGACAAUUCAGAUGAUGACAGCAAGAAAGCUUUGCAGAAAGUUAUAGGCCGACCAGAACAUUUGUCUGAUGAAGAAGAUGAUGGUUCUGAUAUUUCAGAUGAAGAUGAUGAUGAAGAUGAGGAAGAUGAAGUUCAUAUUGAAGGAGCAUAUGACCCUGCUGAUUAUGAUAAUCUUCAAGUGAGUCCAGAAAUUAAGGAAAUGUUUGAAUUCAUCACCAGAUAUUCUUAUCAAGUCAUUGAACUGGAACACAAACUAAAACCAUUCAUUCCAGACUUUAUUCCAUCUGUUGGAGAUACAGAUGCUUUUAUCAAAAUUCCAAGGCCUGAUGGAAAUCAAGACAUGAUUGGACUAACUGUUCUUGAUGAGCCUUGUGCUUCUCAAUCAGAUCCAACAGUCCUUGAUUUACAAUUGAGAGCAAUAUCCAAGCAGACAACAGCUAAACAAAUUGUUGUGAAAAGUCUACCAGAUGCUGAAAAAAACAGUAAACAAAUUGACAUCUGGAUUGACAACAUCCAGAAAUUACAUCGAGCCAAGCCACCACCAAAUGUUCACUACACAAAAAAUAUGCCUGAUAUUGAUACUUUGAUGCAAGAAUGGCCAGCUGAACUGGAAGAGCUUUUAAAAAAGGUCUCACUGCCAAGUGCUGACAUGGACUGCAGUCUUGGUGAUUAUGUGAAAGCCAUCUGUAGCAUACUUGACAUCCCAGUAUACAAAACCAGCCAUAAUAAUGACAAGGUACAAGCCUUACAUGUCCUUUUCACACUGUAUAAUGAAUUUCAGAAUUCACAGCAUUUCCAAGCACUGGCACAAGAGAAUAAAAUGGAUAAUAGUUUAAAGAAAAAAUCUUCAGAACUAAUUUUACCUGAGGACAAUGGCCCACUUGUGUGA